GGGGAGGAAGGAAGAAAGGAAAAAAAACCCGUCGUUUUUAGCACGAAACUUGAGUCGACCGACGAAGUGAAAAUGGCUUGUGAGCCUAACCGGGUCCGGUUGCUGUGCAUGCUUUCCCUGACUUUUGGAUUUUUCAUUGUGGAGGUGGUGGUAAGCCGGAUCACCGCAUCCCUAGCAAUGCUGUCGGACUCGUUCCAUAUGCUGUCGGACGUCAUAGCGCUCGUGGUGGCUCUGGUCGCGGUGCGAUUUGCGGAGAAAACUCAGGCGACGAACAAAAACACCUUCGGAUGGAUCCGGGCGGAGGUGAUGGGCGCGCUGGUGAACGCCGUCUUCCUCACGGCUCUGUGCUUCACCAUUAUCCUGGAGGCUAUCGAGCGCUUCACCAAGCCGCAUGAGAUCGAGAGACCCCAGGUCGUGAUCGGGGUCGGCGCCGCCGGGCUUCUUGUCAACCUGCUCGGCCUGUGCCUGUUCCACGGACACGCCGGCGGCGGCCACGGGCACUCGCACGGCGGUCACUCCCAUGGAAGUAAGAACAAGAAGGGGAAAAUCUGCAAGUCUGACAUCUCCUCGGCGGAUGAGACCAAGGACUUAACGCAAAACCACAACAGCCCGAACGAGGUUCAAACUCGUGAAGAAAUUGGCUUGAUAGACGGAACAGACGUGCAAAUGAAUGGCAGCACCUAUUAUGAUGGAAUGGAUCACAGCGACAACUCGGCCUCGCAGCUCAACAUGCGUGGCGUCUUCCUGCACGUAUUGGGUGAUGCCCUGGGCUCUGUGAUCGUGGUGGUCAAUGCCUUAAUCUUCACAUUCGUGUGGCAGCCCUGCAUGUCAGACACGUCCUGCGAAAACCCCUGCGUUGAUAGCCACAGCACAGACCACCACCACAUCAACCACACCAUCUCCGCAAUCAACGCGACCAGCGUGGCUGGCCCAUGUUGGGUGCUCUACAUGGAUCCCACUCUCUGCAUCAUCAUGGUGGGCAUCUUGCUGUACACCACCUACCCGCUGCUCAAAGAGUCCGCGCUCAUCCUGCUGCAGACGGUGCCCAAGCAAAUUAACAUGCACCGGCUCAAUGAACGGCUGCUGAGCCUGGAAGGCAUCCUAGCCGUCCACGAGCUACACAUUUGGCAGCUGGCGGGCAGUCGAAUUAUCGCCACGGCGCACAUCAAGUGCCACGACCCCACAUCCUACAUGGAAGUGGCCAAACGCAUCAAGGACUUCUUCCACGACGAGGGCAUUCACGCCACCACCAUCCAGCCCGAGUUUGUCACCUUCAACUCCGAAUCGCGAGACUCCCUCUGUGAGCUCUCUUGCCGGACUCAGUGUGCUCCCAAACUUUGCUGCGGCACCAGCGACAAGCCGGGAGUGGACUCAGAGAAGAAGGUUGAUAGUGACUGCAGGACAAAGGCCCUCUCUUCCUUGGAUACCAUCAGCGAGCACCCGGAGCAGCCGGCCACCAUCCAACCAGAGGUUGAGUUCAACAUCACUACAGAGGUGGAGUCACAUCUGUGA
Molecule: messenger RNA, 1512 nt
Organism: Lampris incognitus (smalleye Pacific opah)
Lineage: Eukaryota; Metazoa; Chordata; Actinopteri; Lampriformes; Lampridae
Gene: slc30a1a
Product: solute carrier family 30 member 1a
Exons: 3
Coding region: 73-1512 (479 amino acids)
Biological process (GO): zinc ion transmembrane transport; detoxification of zinc ion; intracellular zinc ion homeostasis
Cellular component (GO): membrane; endoplasmic reticulum; Golgi apparatus
Molecular function (GO): calcium channel inhibitor activity; zinc ion transmembrane transporter activity
Source: RefSeq, a predicted model, not a curated record